UGCCUGUGUGGUGUGGGUAUGCCUAUGCCCUUUGUGUGCACCUGUGUGAUGUAGAUGUGCCUGUACCCCAGCUGUUCCUGUAUGUAUCAGUGCCUGGAUGGGUCCUGGAGCCUCUGGCUGCUCUUCUCUUUAUAGGAUCUGUCUCUCUAGCCUGGACUUCCCAGAGGAAGAAGAGAACAGUGCAUGGGGGUGGAGUAGAGAGCAACACUAAAGCUCUGGACACAGAUAUCCCAAGUUCCAGUCAGGCCUGUGGCCUUCCCAUCUUAAGCCCUAAAGCUAAUACUCACUCCCUAGCUCUGGGUGAUACCAACAACUCUGAGGACUCUGCCUCUUAGCAAAUCAACACCCAAUUCCUGGGAACAUUUUUGGUGCCUUCUGCGACCUCCUCUUCAGGGAUGGCUGCAGGGCACUUUGUCCUAUGAGUCGGGGUGGAGAAUGUCCAGUCUCCUCCCCUCCCAAUCACUUCCUCCAUCAUCCAGGUCUCCAUUCACCAUCUUACUUCCUUCACUUCUCCUUGCCCAAUCCCUCCCACAAGGAAGCCCCUAAAACAGGUUCCCAGAUCUGGUCCCCAGCAUCUGCCCCUCACACCAGGGCCUUUCGGGAAGAUGAGUUCUACGGCUCCAUUCUCUCUGACUCCAGAUUCACCACACUGAAAGACAGCCUCUAGAUCAGCCCUGGAUGGAUUGCACCAUCUGGAGACUGCAGAAGACUUCUGCCAAGGAAAGUCUGGCCCUCCCCAGUCCUGUCUGCCCCCUCUGAGCCCCGUCUAAGAUUACAGCCCAUGGCCCUUCCUCUCCUUCCUUUCCCAGAGCAAGAGCCACAGCAGUUAGCCCAUGAGAGUGCUAGAGAGAGGCCUGGCCUGGGGAACCAAGAACCAGAAGGGAAGACCAGGCCUCUAGUCCCUCGGCACCAGACCUGACCCAGCCAGGCCUGGAAUGUCAACAUGAGUGUGAAUCCUCGGCCCCCCAAGGUGUAGCUCCAAAACCUGACUUGACAACUAUAAAAGAGGGUCCUUUGCCCGCAUCUUAAUCAACCGACUCCGCCCCUGGCCUCACCCCGUAAGAUGACGUUUCGACUCCGCCUCCUCUGGGAGACAUGCACAUCCCACCCCUUCCGGGGGACAGGCAAACCUAGUGCGCAACGGCAUCCCUGUGACGUAAUAGUAACGGUCCGUUUCCGGGGUGGAGCCAGGGAGGGCGGGAGUUUAGGCUGCGCUGACCCCUCUCAGCCCCCCCUCCAGGAGACGUUCGGAGCCCAGGACAUGUCGGGAAUGAGGAGAUACGAGGUGGCGCUGGAGGCGGAGGAGGAGAUCUACUGGGGCUGUUUCUACUUUUUCCCCUGGCUUCGCAUGUGGCGGAGGGAGCGGAGCUCGGCGCACCCCGGGGAGCAGAAGCUGGAGCCUCUGCGAGGCCUGAUGAGCUGUCUGUCCAGCGGCCUGGGUCCUACUCCCCAGCGCUCGGGUCGUGGCCUCCCCCGCCGCAGCCCCACCGCCGCUGCCCAGCCAGGCAGUGCAUUAAAGAUUUAAACCGAAGCCCACCGUACUGACCUCCUGACUCUGCCGCCGCUGUCGCCAUUCGAGCCGAGCGCCCCUCCCCACACUGGCUCUGUUCCGUACUGACAGGACGUCCCUCCCUGGAAGGGUGCCCUUCCACGUCAAAGCCCCUCAUCAGUGUCAGGCUUCCUGUUACUAUCAAUGACUGUCUCCCCCAAUCCCAACCCCCAAAAACCCAUACUGUGAGUCGCCUAUAUGGAGAAAAUUAAAUAAUCCUGCCUGUUACUCCCUUCCUCGGAGCCAGAACUUUGCCAGCUGUCUGAAGAAUCUUCUCUGCUGGGAGUGUAUCUAAAACAUUUUAAGCAGAGGUGUAGGAUGCAGGCUGUAAAUGAUAAGAGGGGGAGAUUUCCUAGAAGCUGCCUGCCACAGAGGAGCGACUUGGGUUGGCGACCUUUUCUACAGUUCAUACCCCAACUUUUGGCUCCUCCAGUCUGAUCCCAAGUUUAGAGAUCCUUGGCAUCAGCCUACCUAACAGUUCUUGCUCCCUCCCUAGGAGAGUCCAAGGUCCACUGCUCUCUGCCGCCCCCUUCUGUCACCCAAUCAGCCUGGGACCCACUAACUCCUCAAGUGGUGAGAAUCAGGGACUGCUAUGUGGGCCUGCCUUCAGUUAGGGACUGGACCCAGCACCAGAAAGGGCACCACAAGAUUAAGUUAAAGAAACAGACGGCCCAGUUUCUGGCUGGGGCCAAAGCUACAGCAGAUUGUGGCUGGGGAGAAGACUUGGUCUUAAAGGGGAGAGAUGGGUGCACACCCAAAAGCAUUUGUUUUCUGCCUUCCGAAGGCCUCUGGACCGACAAGUCCAGGGAAGACCAGAAAGUAGGUAGCGCACAGCCAACUGAUGAAGAAGGUCUAUGACAAGACCGAGGAACCUGGGAGAUUUCCUUGGGAUUUCCUCAGUGGCUACACCCAACAAGCCUUGGGACACAAGAGAAAGGCCUAAGCCCUAUCCCAAAAGAAAGCCUACUCCAUAGAGAGUGGCUGACCCUACAGCAGACGACUGCAACAAGAUAAGGGCUGGAUUACUGCGUUAUGACUUGGUUUAUGUUUCAAAUAUAGAGCAGGACUUGCAGAUUGAGAUCCCUGGACCAGGAGUGGGAAAUUCUUAAAGGAGCCAGGGGCACUGAACUUGGCAGCAUACCCCCACCCUAGGCAGCUCCCAGCUUCCUGGAAAGGACUGGAUAAAGAUGAAUAGGAGCUUUGCAUUGCGGGGAGGGGGUAAAGAACGGAGUGACAGCUGGGUAUGGGAUUAGGAGAGAAGCGGCUAUACCUGGAGGGUGGGAUGCAGGGGGUAUAGCAGUUGGACAUGAGGGUGUGACUGAACCCGGGUAGGGAGGGGGGAUGUUCCUCCAGGCCCAGGAAGGAGGCUGGAAUUUGAGUAAAACAAAGAUGUAAUUGAGUGCUUGAGUCCGAUGUCUUCAACAAGUCAGGGACUGGAUCUGGAGACCCUAGGCCCCUGCUGGCAAGAGGUUGGCAUUCCUGGAACAGGACUAGACAAAAACAGGAAGCUUCACUGCCCAGGGCUUAGGAGCACAUGGGAAAUGGCUAUCCUAGAUGAGGAAGGAGUCUGUGGCAACAGGCCGAGAAUUAGGGCCCAGGAGUGUCACAGGUUACUACAAUACAUCUCCAACUGCCUCUGACUCACCUAGUGCCCCAGGUAAAAGACACCCAGAUAAAAGGUAGGGGAGGAGGAGAGAGAGAGAAGGAAGAGUCUAGGCUGAGCAACAUGAAGGGGCCCUCAACCUUCUGCAGCCUCCUGCUGCUGUCAUUGCUCCUGAGCCCAGACCCUACAGCAGGCUUCACCUGGCUCAACGCAGCAUCUGCAUCCACCCCCAGAACCCCAGCCUGUCACAGUGGUUUGAGCACCAAGAGAGAAAGCUCCACGGGACUCUGCCCAAGCUGAAUUUUGGGAUGCUAAGGAAAAUGGGCUGAAGCCCCCAAUAGCCAAAUAAUAAAGCAGCAUUGGAUAAUAAUCUCUAAGUAUAA
Messenger RNA from Pongo pygmaeus (Bornean orangutan), 3535 nucleotides. RefSeq lists its product as uncharacterized. NCBI's taxonomy places the organism in Eukaryota, Metazoa, Chordata, Mammalia, Primates, Hominidae. The transcript is spliced from 7 exons. The record is from RefSeq and is a predicted model, not a curated record. The coding region runs from base 1064 to 1525 and encodes 153 amino acids.